CUCACACCAGGACCAUACAAAGGAGGCCCUGGCGGUCUUUGUCCCGCACGGUAAAGAGGAGAGGCGGGUCGCACAUAAAAUACAGCAGCCUGUCAAUCAUUCAGUGGACUGAUCUCACACACACACACACACACACACACACACACACACACACCUGGUAAGAUAAAUGAUGUGUUUUUGGGGGUAAAGCAGGCCGUCCACAAAGCCAAGGGUUGGCGCUUUGAAUACAGUUGCUUCUAUCCCAGUCACUGCCAAUGUGUCCUUGAGCAAGACAGUCUGCGGCUGCGCAUGGAGAUGACCAACACCGGCGUGUGGCUUUUACUUUUAUCUAUAUAUAUAUAUUUUGACUAUUAAUAUUAUUAAAAAAGGAAAAAAAUGUAAUUCUGCAGAAACAACCUAAUGUUAUCAAGAAAAUAUUGAGGCAAAAAAGAGAAAAAAAAUGUAAUUUUGCAAAAAGUUAAAAUAUUAAAGACAAAAAAAGUAUUUCGACGUUGCAAUAUUAUGUAAGACAAACAAAACAACAAACAAAGUUGUCAUUUUGGGAAAAUUAGCCAAAAAAGUUAUAUUACAAAAAUAAUAAAAAUAAUAAUUUUUUAUAAUUAUUUUUUUAAAAUAAAAUUAUAAAAAUAAUAAUAUUGAAAUAUUAAAGUCAUAAUACUAUGUUUAUAUUUUUUGUAAAAAAAUAAAAACAACGCCAGAUAUGGGGGAAAAAAACAGCUGUCAUUUUACAAAAAAAAGUCAAAAUAUUUCGAGAAAAAUUGGAAAAAGUCAGAAUUUGAUGAGAAUAACAAAAAUGACAAAAAACAAGAUCAAAUGGAAAAAAGAUAAAAUAUAUAAAGGGGGGGGGACUUAAGUCCGGUUGGGAGACAUAUAGUUCCUUCAACAUGUCCCGGGUCUUGCUGAUGCAUCCUACCAUGUCCGGGUGGGAGUGCCGAUGACAGUUCCAGUUCCUUGGAAUUUUUGUGGAAGUGGUUUCCAUGGCGCCAGUCCACAAAGUCCUGAAUGAGAUUUCUGAUGAAAGUCGUCCGAGAAGUUCUGAAGGUGGCGGUUGGGAAAAGUCGGCAGUGCAGCUGACUUAAAAUAGCGGCAUGUCAUGCGUGACAGGAAUAGAUCUGACGAGUUAAUGAUUGACGUCUGUCAGCCAGGGUUUGAGAAAAGAAAGAAAAGAAAGUGACGGAUGCAACAAAGCAGCGUACCGUAUUCCCGAUUCCGGGUGGCUCCUUUCCAGGGACCAAAGACCACGAUGAGGACUUUGAGCGGCACAGAUUGCUACGUCUUGUCAGACGCUUCCAACCACGAUGGCAGACCUCAACGACCUCAUCAGGCAGGCUGGAGACUUCGGGCCUUUCCAGAAGAGACUGUUGUUGCUGUGCUCCCUGCCGCUGGCCCCCUUCGCCUUUGUCCUGGUGGGUGCUGUUUUCUUAGGGAAGACACCCGAACACUGGUGUGCGGCCCCCGCGGGCCAACGCCUCCAGAAUGAGUGCGGAUGGACGGCGGUGCGGGCGAGGGAAGUCACCGUGCCCCAAUCGGGACUGUCCUUCAGCCGCUGCGAGAGGUUGGACUUGAACUGGAGCCCCAGUCAGAACAUAUGCAGUGAAGCGGAAUGGCCGCCGUCCAACCGGACCCCGGUGGUGCCCUGCCAUGGGAGAUGGAUGUUCCAUGAAGGCCACAGCACGUUCGUUUCUGAGUUCUCCUUGGUGUGCGAGCGCUCCUGGCUGGCUGACCUCAAUCAAGUGAUGGUGGCGUGUGGGCUUUUCCUCGGUUCGUUCAUCACUGGCUCCAUGGCAGACAGGUUUGGCAGGAAGCCAUGUUUUAUUGCGUUCAUCGUGUGCCUCAGCGUGGCCGGCGUCGGCGUCAUGCUGUCGCCGUGGUACCCGCUGCUGCUCGUCUUUCGUUUCCUGCAAGGCUGUUUUGGAAAGGGCGCGUGGUCAGCGUCCUUCGUGCUUUGUAAGUUGACUGCGCAUGAAUGCCGCCGGGGGAAUGUCUGCCUUAUUCUGGUGUGGUCACGUGCAGUGUUCGAGUUCUUCGGCUCAAACAACAGGAAACUGGUGUCCAUGGUGUGUCAGACGUUCUUCUCCAUGGGGAUGGUGAUGCUGCCUGGUCUGGCGUACCUCGUGUCCUCCUGGAGGACCCUUCAACUCGUCAUGAGCGUCCCUUCCUUCCUGUUCAUCUCGUACUACUGGAUUGUUCCAGAAUCUCCACGCUGGCUCUUGGCUCAAAAGAGGACGUCAGAGGCAGCGAGGAUCAUGUCCAACGUCGCCAAGUGCAACGGGAGAAGUCUGCCGCAAAACCUCCAAGAGAUGAUUCCUCUGGACAUGAAGAAAGAAGUACGUCCUGUAUCUGUAUCUGUCCUGGACUUGGUGAGGACACCUUGCAUCAGGAGAAACACGCUUAUUUUAAUCUACGCCUGGUUUACAAGCAGCAUCGUGUACUUCGGUCUGGUUUUGCGACUGGGGAUAACGGGUGACAACCAUUUCUUGGAGUUCUUCAUCGCAGCGCUGGUGGAGCUUCCCACGGGCCUCAUUUUCUACCUUCUGGUUGACAGAAUGGGCCGACGCGCCUUGAUGGCCGCCACCAAUUUAACAGGAGGCCUCGCCUGCCUCAUUGUGGCCUUCGUCUCCUCUGCGGAGCUGUCCUGGAUGAGGAAAGCUGCCGCCGUCAUCGGGAGGUUGGCUAUCGCCGUGGGAUUUGAGACGGUCAGCUUUUCCAACAUCGAGAUGUAUCCGACCACUCUGAGAAUCUGUCUCACUCACACCAACUACCCUCAUGUCCUCCUUCACUACAUCCAUAAAGCUCCUCUUUGGUCCUCCUCUACGCCUCCUACCUGGCAGCAUCCUUCUAUCUCUCCUCUGGACAUGUCCCAACCAUCUCAGUCUGGCCUAAAGGACUUUAUCUCUAACAUGAAAUGUCCCUCUGAUGUACUCCUUCCUGAUCCUAUCCAUCCCGGUCACUCCCAAUGAGAACCUCAGCACCCUCAUCUCUGCUACCUCCAGUUCUGCUUCCUGUCUUUUCCUCAGUGGCACUGUCUCUAGACCAAACAACAUGGCUGGUCUCGCCACAGUUUUGUAUAGGUGUACAAGGACCCUGUGGAGGAAAGAAAUCUGGGCGUGUCCGUGUGCUCAUCGGCCAGCGACGCCGGCAUCAUUGUGGCCCCGUUGCUGCUCUACAGGCUGGCCAGCAUCAGACGGGAGGUCCCGCUCUUGGUCUUCGGGGUUAUGUCGCUGGUGUACAGCGGCUUGGUGAUGUUGCUGCCCGAGAUGACGGGAGUGGCGCUGCCAGAGACCGUGGAGGACGCGGAGAAGCUAAAACGGAAACAUCACCAAGCCAAGGACGCAAACAGCGUGCUUCCAUGAUGGCAGGAUGAAGCCGGAAGAUUUCGGCAUCCUUCCACGCAAAGAUGACAUGAUUUUUCUUCAUCAUAUGAUCGCUUUAUUCUCAUAAAAUUGUGACAUUAUUGUGACUCUCCCUUAAUAUUUUGACUUUAUUCUGGUAGAAUUACAGCCAUUCAAUUUUUUCAAUUAUUUGUUUCCUAAUAUACU
Molecule: messenger RNA, 3539 nt
Organism: Doryrhamphus excisus (bluestripe pipefish)
Lineage: Eukaryota; Metazoa; Chordata; Actinopteri; Syngnathiformes; Syngnathidae
Source: RefSeq, a predicted model, not a curated record